Molecule: messenger RNA, 2795 nt
Organism: Pseudophryne corroboree (corroboree frog)
Lineage: Eukaryota; Metazoa; Chordata; Amphibia; Anura; Myobatrachidae
Gene: PPIG
Product: peptidylprolyl isomerase G
Exons: 13
Coding region: 215-2650 (811 amino acids)
Biological process (GO): protein folding; protein peptidyl-prolyl isomerization
Molecular function (GO): peptidyl-prolyl cis-trans isomerase activity
Source: RefSeq, a predicted model, not a curated record
UAGCUGGGAGUCGGCGCUCGUCAGUUAAUGCUUGCGUGGUCUUUGCGCUGUCUGUGUGGCUAGCAGGGAGGCUGGGCCCGUAGUACGGAUGGUGUCCUGCCUUUCCGCACCUCUCCAGGCGCCAGCGCCGUCUCCGCCACUCGGGUCACGCUCCAGCUAGAGGGAGCUGGCCGUGCGGCUCCCCGUGGUGCACCGUCCUGGCUGAGAGGAAAUCAUGGGGGUGAAAGUGCAGCGUCCUCGUUGCUUUUUUGACAUAACAAUUAACAAUGUACCAGCUGGAAGAGCUGUCUUUGAACUGUUUACAGACGUUUGUCCAAAAACUUGUGAAAAUUUCCGCGGUCUCUGUACAGGUGAAAAGGGCAUUGGCAAAAGCACACAAAAGCCGCUGCAUUACAAAAACUGCUUGUUUCAUAGAGUGGUGAAAGAUUUUAUGAUCCAGGGAGGGGAUUUUAGUGAAGGGAAUGGAAGAGGUGGAGAAUCUAUAUAUGGAGGAUUUUUUGAAGAUGAGAAUUUCUCUGUUCAGCACAACAAGGAAUACCUGCUUUCAAUGGCUAACCGUGGCAAGGACACCAACGGGUCACAGUUCUUUAUAACAACCAAGCCAACACCCCAUUUGGAUGGGCUUCAUGUUGUAUUUGGGCAACUGAUCUCUGGACAGGAACUGAUCAGGGAGAUUGAGAAUCAGAAGACAGACGCCUCCAGCAAGCCCUGUGCAGAGGUCAGGAUACAGAACUGCGGAGAGCUCGUUCAUAUUCAGAAAUAUAAAUCCAAGAAAGAGAAGAAAAAACGCAAAUCAUUGUCAUCUAGUGACAGUGAGAACUCAAGUGAGUCCGAUUCCUCUUCUGAUUCAUCUUCCGAGUCUGAAGAGGAGGAAAAAGCCAAAAAGAAAAAAAAGCAUAAGAAGAAUUCCAAGAAGCAGAAAAAGGAGAAGAAAAAGCGUAAGAAAGCCAAGAAAAGUUCUGAGAGUGAAAAUGAAGAUCAAGAAGUUCAAGUAACAUCUACUGUCCGUCCAGAGGAAAUCCCCACCGUGCCAGAAAACAAGUUUUUGAUGAGAAAAAGCCCACAAAGAGCAGAUGAGAGAGAAAGCAGAGCAACUGAGCGGGAACGUGAGAGAGAAAGUUCCCUUUACCAGCGGGCACUGCUAGUAACCAGGUCUGGAAGAAAAAUCAAAGGAAGAGGUCCCAGGCGCUAUCGUACUCCCUCAAGAUCCAGGUCAAGAGAUCGAUUUCGGAGAAGUGAGACUCCCCCACACUGGCGGCAGGAAAUGCAAAGAACACAGAGAAUGAGAUAUUCUAGUGGAGAACGCUGGAUCAAGGGAGACAAAAGUGAAUUAAAUGACACAGAUACUCAGAAAAGCCCUGUGCGAGGAAGAGAACGUAAACAGUCUGACCAAAGAGCGAUGUCCAAGAGUCCCCACAAAAGAGGUGAUCAUGGGAAGAAGAAUAAAGAUGAAAAACCAAGUAGCAAAGACAGGGAGUCCAAGAAAAAUCCAGAAAAUGAAGAAAAACGCAAUAAAAACUGGAGUCGAAAAAGAGUAAAAUCAGAAAGCCGGAGUAAAAGUAAAGAGAACCCAAAAAACAAUAGAGAUGUUAAGCAUGGGAAACAUGAUGAAAAAAACAGGUCAAGAAGCAAGGAGAGGGGACAUGAAAAGGGAAAAGAAAAAGCUAAACAAUCAAAUAACAAAGUUAAGGAGAGAAGUAAAAGUAAAGAUAGAUCCAAACACAGUACAUCAAAAAAUGAAAGAGCAAAAAGCAAGAGCAAGGAGCGGGCUCGGAGCAAGAGCAAGGAGCGGGCUAAGAGCAAGGAGCGGGCUCGGAGCAAGAGCAAGGAGCGGGCUCGGAGCAAGAGCAAGGAGCGGGCUCGGAGCAAGAGCAAGGAGCGGGCUCGGAGCAAGAGCAAGGAGCGGGCUCGGAGCAAGAGCAAGGAGCGGGCUCGGAGCAAGAGCAAGGAGCGGGCUCGGAGCAAGAGCAGGGCUCGGAGCAAGGAGGAAGACAAAAACAAAGGCAGGCAUGAAAAAACAAGAAGCAAGGAACGUGAAUCUAUAAAAACAAAAAAUAGAUCUAAAAGAGGUAGGAGCAAAAGCAGAGAGAAUAGCAGAAGGGCCCGAUCAAGAAGCAAGGACAGUGACCGAAACAGAAGUCGAGACCAUGCAAAAAACAAUGAUAAAGAGGUCAAGAGUAAAAGCCAGUCCAAAAGUACAGAUCGAAAGCAAACGCCAGAAAGAAGUAAGAAGAGUAGGAGUAGAGGCAGCUCUAAAUCUUCAGAACGAGAAGUUGUUGAAAGUAAAAGCAAAGACUCCUCUAGGAAGGAGGAAAGUAAAAGUUCUCAGAAGAAGAUUGCGGAUCAUGAGAGGCAUAAAAGGAAGCACUCUCGGAGCAGCAGUCCAGAAAACAAACGGGCCAGGAAAUCUAGCAGAACUCACAUUAGUCCAGACUCCAACACAGUGCAUAGUACCAACAGAGAGGAGCGAUCAUCCCACCGAAGAAGUCGAGAGAGGGACAAGGCAAGAUCUUCCCACAGCAAGGACACCAACAAAAAGUCACGGAGUCGUGAGAGGGAUGUUUCACACUCAAAAGAGAGAAAAAAUAGCCAUUCAAGUCCCACGUGUAUUGAUAGUAAAAAUGAGAAAUUAAAUAUAAUUACUACCUAGACUUGUACUUGAUGAACAUUUUACUUUUUUUUUUUUUUUUAUUCUUUUUUUUUUUUUUUUUGUUUAAACAGAAAAAUUGUAUUUGAUAUUUCUCAGUCUGGAUCAUUUGUAUUGCUGAAGUUUUAAUAAACUUGCGAUGAAAGAA